GGCACACUUGCAGAAACCAAUGGCGAAAUAUGGCGAACUCUGGGACGAUUCUGCUCUCGUCAAAGCUUUCGACGAUGCUAUUUCCAAAUACAAGAUAAUGCAUGGCAAAGGAGGGGACGAGGAUUUGCUUAAGGAAGAAAAAAUCACAAAAGGCACAGAAGAAAAUGCACCUAUCAUCAUGAAUGGAAGUAAUGAAGUUAAAAGUGCGAACGUGGAGACAGACAAUAAAACCACAGACAUGACAAAGAACAUAACACAUACAAGAGAGGCUACAGAUUCUUCAGUUGCUGAAAAAUGUUCUUCGGAGGUCAUUGACAAAUGUACACCCCCAUCAAUUGUUGUUCAAGUUGAUGCAGAAAGUGCAGAAGCUUACAAACGUUUACUCGACCAAUAUAACGCUGUAGAGGAACAAAGACAAAAACUUUUAGAACAAUUUUCCCAAUAUGGCAAUUGGGACUAUCAAGGUUAUGGUUAUGGUUAUGAUUAUGGUGCUGCUUAUGAUUCUCAAUAUCAUCCUGUGCCUGCACCCCAACCUUCCGGCCCUCCCAUAUGUUCUUGUCGUCCCUAUGUAUGUCCAUACUCAACUGCACCAUGCACCUCCUUGGCUGCAGCUUCCUCUUGUGAAACUUGUGUUGGUAGUACAGCAUUAGCUCAUAGUGGAAGCCCGGCUCCUUUAGAAGAUGGUGGUUUUAUUAAAGCAGCAAUGAGAGCUGUGGACCAAGCUAUUCAUUCAUUUAACACACAAACUUCUGGUAUACCUGAGGUAGAUAAAGAGGGAAAGAAAGGCCAAGAAGUAGAGACGGGUUCAACAAACGUGGCACAAGACAGAACUUCUCAAACGGAUCUUUCAGUUGUCUUAAAUGCUUGGUUUUCUGCAGGAUUCCACACCGGCAAGUACCUCUCAGAACAGAGAAAACCGGCAGUGUCAACUUCAUCUCCUCUUACAACCAGGGAGGAAAUCGAGCGGGUUCCUUCCAAAGAAAACAGCACCGAUUCAAGCUUUAAAGAGAUUCCCAAAGGAAAGUAACCAGCGGUAGGAGCGUGUUGCAGCCGCUGUUCUCGGGAAAGCAGUCAACCAAUGCAAGAAGCAAUCUCCUGAUUGUUUGUGAGUAUUCGAGAUUACCGAUAGACUACGUUUUAAUCAUAAUAUCUUAUAUUCGUGAUUUUUGC
Messenger RNA from Cynara cardunculus var. scolymus (artichoke), 1170 nucleotides. RefSeq lists its product as uncharacterized. Bases 20 to 1027 code for a protein of 335 amino acids. The record is from RefSeq and is a predicted model, not a curated record. Lineage: Eukaryota; Viridiplantae; Streptophyta; Magnoliopsida; Asterales; Asteraceae. The transcript is spliced from 5 exons.